AUGCAAUACUCAACCUCGUCUUUGUUCCUUCUUGGGGGCCUGCACGCCGUGGCUAGUCUACAAGUCACACUGGCAGCGACAAACUCGUCAGCCAUUUCGCCCGUUAUUCUAGCCGACACCAAUCGCGACGGUGCCGUGGACGACUCGGACCUCGAACACAGGCAUCAAUGGACCGACUCACACGGGGCCAUCUUUCUGCCCAACAUCGGCGACCGAACCCAUCGCUGUGCCAGUGUCGAUCUCGCCGGUCUCCCCCUCAGCAACUUGGAGCUUGCCUCUUGCAAUGAUGCGGCCGGCGAUCGGCUCAUCACACCGCAUGUGGCGGCACGAGCCAAGACGCAACCGAUCCACGGCCUGUCCAAGGAUGCCGUCGGUCGGAUUCACACAAUGCCGGAGGCGGCUCGCGACCGCGUUCGAGUUUUUUGGAGGCACGGUGGCGCGGGCAACGACUCGGCCGACUGGAUUUCGAUCAAUAGUCAAUUCGAGUUCAACGCCACCAGCCUUUCCCAAGGCCUGGCCCUUGCGGUGGACGGUCGGGAGUUGGUUUCGGACUCGAACAUCUGGGAUGGUUCAGUGCAGAUAGUCUUUGAGGUUAUCGACGGCCAACGCCAGGGCUCGGACUUUGUGGCCUUGAAGCAGGCGCCAGUGCUCGUCCACCACCACCUUCAGCAGGUCGAUACCUUCCUGACCCUCCAGACGAACGAAUCCGUUUCGGUGUGGCAGGCGCCGUUCGUCAAGUCCCUCACGGAUAUUGCGGGCCGUCUGCAUCGGCCGCCGGCGCUCCGCGUGCUCAACAACAGCAACGAGGUAUGGGGCCAGGACUUCAUGGAGCCCGCCUUUGUCAGUAUGCCCGGCCCUGACGGCCCCAUUUCGCUUCGCGUGCUCAUCCGAUCUGCCCAAUCCACUCGCCCCAACGGCCGACGAGUCUUCAACGAGCUGCGUGGAGACGGCGUGGGUGGAUGGCAGCCCGGGUCGGGGUCGGGCUUUGGGUGGGAGGAGAUCAACUCGGGCGGCAACAUCGAGACGAUCCCGCCGUACCUGUCCCGAUCAGGCGUGCCAUAUCGAAACGGGCGGGUUCUCCUGGGCAAGCACUUCGACAAAUACCCCGCUGCGUCGAUGAUCACUUUCUUGGAAUCGCAAGGUGCCCAGAGACCCCUGUUCCUCGAGGCGGGUUGGCUUGUGGCCGGUCACAUCGACGAGAUGGUGCAGUUUUUGCCGUACCACAAUGAUUUGGGCUUCACCAUUGCGGUGCCUGACACUUCGGCGGCACUGGAGGUGCUGAGAGAUGUCAGAAAAGCCGGACACGGCUCUGCUCCAAUCUUGAGCUACAACGGCAGCAUGACCCCUGACAAGGAUGCGCUUUUCCUUGACCCCUCCGUCCGGAACCAGACUGUCAGCAGCAUCCUGGAUGACAAGCAGUUCCUCAAGAUCAAUGAGUAUGGCCAACGGUUCAUUGACAGUAAUCUCGCGCUGCUGCUGCAAGAAAUCCCGCUUGACCCAAAGCAUGUCCUGCGCGUUCCGGCGCUCUGGAAGGAUACGACCUACCCCUGGCCACGGAGCCCGGAUGGCGUCCCCACGAGGCUUCAUCGAGCGCUACCCGGUGAGCGCCAGCUGCAAGCCUUCUUCCCACACGCAGUCAACGGCGUUGUUCUCGGCCACGAUUACGUCGCGCCCAAGCCCUGGGGUCCCGUGGUCGACGGCCACGACGUUCUCGAGUCAGCCAUCGUGGACGUCUACGCCAAGGCGAACAUGACAGUCUGGUUCAUCGACGACUACAUGUCGCAUCACGUUCGGGGCGGCGAGGUGCACUGCGGCACUAACACGCUGCGAGACACGGGGGUGGCGUGGUGGCAGACGGAGUGA
Messenger RNA from Purpureocillium lilacinum, 1863 nucleotides. RefSeq lists its product as uncharacterized. Gene Ontology annotation, cellular component: cytoplasm. Gene Ontology annotation, molecular function: protein-arginine deiminase activity; calcium ion binding. Lineage: Eukaryota; Fungi; Ascomycota; Sordariomycetes; Hypocreales; Ophiocordycipitaceae. The record is from RefSeq and is a predicted model, not a curated record.